CAGUUAAAAGAGCGGCAACUUUAAAAAUAAUAUGUUAAAUUUAAAUGUGGGUAUUUUAGGACAUGUCGAUUCUGGUAAAACAUCUUUAGCAAAAGUUUUAAGUCAUGUUGCAAGCACAGCAGCUUUUGAUAAAAAUCCUCAAUCACAAGAGAGAGGUAUCACAUUGGAUUUGGGAUUUAGUUCAUUCAGUAUUCCUAUGCCUGAUCAUUUAAAAUUGCUUACAAAUUCUGAUGUGCUACAAUUUACACUUGUUGAUUGUCCAGGACAUGCCAGUUUGAUUAAAACUAUUAUCGGUGGUGCUCAAAUUAUUGAUUUUAUGAUUUUGGUGAUUGAUGCCGUUAAAGGAAUCCAAACUCAGACAGCAGAAUGUAUUGUAAUCGGAGAAUUAACUUGUGAUAAAAUGAUGGUUGUGCUUAACAAAAUUGAUAUGAUUGAUGAAGCAAAAAGAACAACAGCUUUGGAAAAGAUUAAGAAAAAAAUCUACAGCACUUUACAACAGACAAAAUUUAAAAAUGCACCAAUUGUCGAUGUAGCUGUACAACCUAGUGCAAAUGUAAAUUUAAAACCAAUUGGUCUUGAUAAACUCAUUGAAACGCUAUCAAAUUUUUCUUUCGUUCCUUCUAGAAAUAAAGACGAACCAUUUUUGUUUGCUGUGGAUCAUUGUUUUGGCAUAAAAGGUCAAGGAACUGUCAUGACUGGAACCGUUUUACAAGGAAAAGUUGCUAUCAAUGAUAUUAUUGAAGUCCCGCAUUUACAAAUAACAAGAAAAGUGAAAUCACUGCAAAUGUUCAAACGACCUAUUCAAACCGCAAUACAAGGAGAUCGUCUUGGAAUAUGUGUCACACAAUUUGACUCCAGUAAAAUGGAACGUAGUAUAAUUUCGAGUCCAAAACUUCUAAGUCUUGCUUAUUGUUGUCUAAUUCAAAUGAAUCGAAUAAAGUAUUUUAAAUCCAAAAUAAAAUCAAAAUCCAAUUUUCAUAUUACAAUUGGGCAUGAUACGGUAAUGGCUACAAUUACCUUAUUUAGUUCCCACGAAUCUCAAACAUUCAAUUUUGCAAAUGAAUACCAAUAUGAAGAGGAAUUUGAGCAAGAAGAACCUGAAAAACUUAAAUAUUAUUUUGCUCUUUUAGAAUUCAAACAUCCAGUUUAUGUGUUAUCCAAAACUUUACUUAUUGGAUCCAAAUUAGAUAUGGAUAUACAUGGAAAUGCAUGUAGAUUAGCUUUUUGGGGAAAUUUACUAGAAUUUUCGGAUAAUAAGGAUUAUAAAGCAGAGUUUUUCCCUAAAUUAAAGAUAUUUAAAACUAAAAAGAAGGUGGGUGCCAUAGAUAGAUUUAUUAAUAAAAAAGAAAUUAUUGUAAAAAAUUUAUUUAAUAAAAAUUCAAACGUUUCAAAUUUUCUUGGAUUAAAUAUAAUGUUAAGUACAGGGGAAUUAGGAAAAAUUGAAUCGAUAUUUGGACAAUCAACCAAUGGUAAAGUUAAAGUAACAUUUUCUGAUGACUUAAAGGAAGAUACUUGUUUACGUUUAAGUAAAAAUAAAGGUCGUAUAGUUGAGACAGAAAAAAAUAUAAAUGUUUUAUUAGAAUUUAAAAAGUAUAUUUUUGAUUCUACAAACAAAAUUAUUCAAUAG
This is a messenger RNA of Chrysoperla carnea, 1627 nucleotides long. RefSeq names its product selenocysteine-specific elongation factor (gene eEFSec). The transcript has 3 exons. Bases 32 to 1627 code for a protein of 531 amino acids. NCBI's taxonomy places the organism in Eukaryota, Metazoa, Arthropoda, Insecta, Neuroptera, Chrysopidae. Gene Ontology annotation, biological process: selenocysteine incorporation. The record is from RefSeq and is a predicted model, not a curated record. Gene Ontology annotation, molecular function: translation elongation factor activity; GTPase activity; GTP binding.